This is a messenger RNA of Chara braunii, 3435 nucleotides long. The record is from the annotation of a GenBank genome assembly. Lineage: Eukaryota; Viridiplantae; Streptophyta; Charophyceae; Charales; Characeae.
CACGGCCAGAUUCAGACAAGUUUAUGAGCAUGCCCGAGUGUGCUAUCUAGAGUUCGACACUUCAUAACGACACAAGUCCCACGCAAGUAUAUGACCUCAAUCGCGGCCAGAUUCGGGCAACUACCUGAGUGUGCCCAGUGUUAUCUAUAGCCAAUAGAAAGCACCUGCUGCAGAACGCGCUGUGAUCAGCUGCCACGUGGACGACGGGCACAAGGAGAAUAUGUUGACGUCAGCAGAGUGGCGGAGGUGAUGUUAGAGGCCUGCAGCGCAUUGGGGCGGGAGAAAAAAGGAGAGGAGCUUCUUCUUUCGUCACGACACGUGUCUCUUGCUUCCAUCAGCCGCUCCAUAUUUCUUCCGGCUUUACUGUGGGCAAGCGACAUCACCAAAGAAGAUCAAAGUCGCAGCAAUGAGGGUCCAGCUCUGUUGAUGUCAACGGAAGAAGGUCGUUACAUCAUGUACGGGCAAGAUGAAGAUCUUGAUCCUGUGGUGCUCGUUUUGCACGAGCAGUUAGUCGAGAUUUUGCGCGAGCAGUUAGUCGAGAUGGGUUUUGCAAGGUCAACGGCUGAAUCGGCAAUCGCCGCCUGUGGUCCUAGUCUGACAUUGGAAGCGUGCGUUGAAGAGAUUUUUCGAAAGGAAGAGAAUCUUGCUGCAAAGGAAUCCCAGAACCUGCGAUCCAGCGAACCUGGUCCAUCGCGGGGAACGGAUUCAGGACCAAGGCAUCACCAGUUGCAGAGAAGACCAGGAUGUGUGCCUAUACUGGAGCGGGACCCCAAUGAAAGUGAUGGACUUCCCGAUGAAUCGAAAGCAGAGCCAGCUGGACAAUCAGCUCCUGGACAUGCACGUUCGUCGAAUCUUUUAGCAACAGGUGAUUGUCCAGCUGGCACUGCUCUCCGUUGUCCAGCUGGCACUGCUUUGAAUGAACCUGGACGUCCAUCAGCAGCAGCCAAUUGUCCAUCUAGCACUGCUUUCGAUGAACCUAGACAUCCAUCAUUUGCUGCUGAUAGAUGUCUAGGUUCAUCGAAAGCAGUGCUAGAUGGACAAUUGGCUGCUGCUGAUGGACGUCCAGGCUCAUUGAAAGCAGUGCCAGCUGGACAACGGAGAGCAGUGCUAGCUGGACAAUCAGUGGAUGCUAAUGGAUGGCCAGAUUCAUCAGUUCCAGUUGGACAAUCGAAAGCAGUGCCAGCUGGACAAUCAAAAGCUGCUGCUGAUAGACGGCCAGGUUCAUUGAAAGCUGUGCCAACUGUACAAUCAGCUGUGGCUGGUGGACGUCCAGGUUCAUCGAAAGCAGUGCCAAGGCAAUCGAAAGCAAGGCCAGCUGGACAAUCAGUCGCUGCUUCUCGGCGUCCAGGUUCGUUCAAAGCAGUGCCAGCUGGACAACUGGCUGCGGCUGAUGGACAUCCAGGUUCAUUGAAAGCAGUGCGAAGACAAUCGAAAGCAAUUCCAGCUGGACAAUCAGCUGCUGCUGCUGGGCGUCCAGGUUCAUUGAAAGCAGUGCCAGCUGCACAAUCGGCUGCGGCUGAUGGACGCCCAGGUUCAUCGAAAGCAGUACCGAGACAAUCGAAAGCAGUGCCAGCUGGACAAUCAGCUGCUGGUGGUGCUGGACUGGGGGAAGGAGAUGAGAGGAGCGGCCAUCAUGCUGAUGUGGAUGCGGGGCCACACAAGGAGACUGGAGCCAAAGGAGUACCAAGGUGUAGUGAUGGAAGACUAGCGUGGGAUUUCGACGAUUGUGGGUGUCUGCUAUCAACAGACGAUGAUAGUGGAAAUCAAUCUCCAAGGUCGGGUGAGAUGUUGUCGGAGGAACUCGAGUGCCAUCGCCAGAAAGGUGCUGAUUCCAAUGCUGAUAAGGUCUUCACAACGGACCGAAGUGAGAUCUGCCAAGCACGUUCCCACAAGGGAGUUGGAGGCAUUCAGAUGGACACCGGAGAUUCUUGCGCGUUGGGAAAUCUGCGUCGUCGAAACUUGAGGCCAAAGCGCAGAAGACCAAAAACUUCCUCCUUGAGCGCAACCGCUCCUCCUGAAGUUGCACUAUCAAUUGAUCCUGACCCUUCGAGAGGAAAACGACCAUGUCUGGUGAGUGAUGGUGAAGUUGAGGAUGACGACGGUGAUCUUGAUGAUGAUGAUGAUGAGGAGGAGGAGGAGGAGGAGGAGGAGGAGGAGAGCAAUGAGCUCGAUGAAAAGGAGGAGGAGGAUAGCGACGAGUUCGGUGAUAACAAGGAUAGCAAUGAGUUUGAUGAUGAUGAUGAUGAUACUUUUGCGAAGUGGGAAACAUGUCAUUUUUAUUUUGAAAAUGUGAGCAAGGCCCCAAAAGGCACCUGGGAGGAGAUUGCAACCUUCUUGCAUGAGCAUCCUUUCGAGAAAGUGAAUAGCAAUGCAUACUGUGCAGCACGUCGUGAACGAUGUUAUGUACAUAAUCUUCCGAUGGUGGGGCGUAUUGAGCACAAGAGCCCGUACAUGACAAUAAAGGCUAUCAUGGAGGCGCAGGGACCGGGAAUGAAGUUCUGGCCAGGAUGGGACACACGGCAACAGUUUCGCUGUUUGGGAACAAAGAAAUGUACCCUUAAGAAAGCUAAGCAGUUGAGUCGCGAUUUGCUCAGGGCAAACGACGAUAGUGGAUUGCAAGAUCUUCUUGCGAGAAACAACCUUGUCUGGAUGAGACCCAAAACUUUGAUCCCUUUGAGUCCCGAGCAAAUGGAGCUUGUAAUGGGGUAUCCGGCGCUACACACCGCGAGCAUGACACCCCUCAAACGGUAUGCAGCCCUCGGGAACGCUUUUCAAGUUCACACCGUUGCGACUCAUUUCUCGCCUCUCAAAGCCAAGUUUCCAGACGGAAUCCGGGUGUUGUCGCUGUUCGAUGGGAUUGGUGGGUGCGCCCUUGCGCUAGACAUGGCUGGUGUGUACAUUAAGGUAUACAUAGCAGUAGAGAUCGACGAGGAUUGUCGGGACAUUGUCCGAAACUGGUGGUCCGAACGCGAAUGGCCAGAGAAACAACUCAUUCAAGAUUGGAGUGAUGUAACGAAAUUUAAGCGAAAAGCCAUAGAAGAUAUCUUCAAGCGGUGUGGGGGCAUUGACCUUGUUGUGGGAGGAAGCCCAUGCGGAAACCUAACCGGGAGCAACCGACAGCCAAGCAAUUCGCCAAAUGGUCGUUGUGGUCUUCAGGGGUUGAAGUCCAAAUUGUUCUAUCAUUUCCAUCGCAUCCUUGAGCGCGUCUCAACUAUGCAUUACAGAAGGGCAUUGACAGACAGCAAAAAGCAGGUGACGCAGCUCCAAAGUGAGUUGAUGCGGCUCAAAGGUUCCGGCUCUCGCUCAACUGAAGUGGCGUAUGAAGUUCGAACGAUGCCAGGAGGGUCAAAGGACUUGCAUCGAUAGAUCGAUGUAACUGGAGGUAACCAUCCAUUUGAGCAAGUCCUAGUAUGGGAAUGACUAGUAUGUCAAGUC